AUGGCGACCUGGGAACAGAAAGAUGGCCCUCUCAGUGAGACGAUGCAGACGAAGGAGGAGUUUUCAGAUCAGACCGGCGAGAUACAGUAUGAGAGCGAUCCAAACACCAGCUUGCACCGUGGACUGAAAUCCCGGCACAUUACUAUGAUUGCUAUUGGUGGUGCAAUUGGAACUGGUUUGAUUAUUGGUACUGGUGCUGCUUUGGCAAAAGCUGGUCCUGGGUCCGUUUUUAUUUCUUAUCUCAUUGUCGGUUUCGUCGUCUGGAUUGUUAUGAGCGCGCUUGGUGAGAUGGCCGCAUGGCUACCCCUUGCCAGUGGAUUUACCGGAUAUGCCGUUAGAUUUUGCGACCCUGCUCUUGGUUUUGCCCUGGGUUACAGCUAUUACUGCAAGUAUAUUAUCAUCACACCGAAUCAGUUAACUGCUGCUGCACUGGUCAUACAGUACUGGGUUAAGCGAGAUAAAGUGAAUCCAGGAGUAUGGAUCACCGUUUUCCUGAUCGUUAUUGUCGCGAUCAACUACUUCGGCAUCAAAUUCUUCGGCGAGUUCGAGUUCUGGCUCUCCUCGUUCAAGGUCAUCAUUAUCCUUGGAAUUAUGCUCCUGACUCUCAUUCUUGCCCUCGGAGGCGGUCCCGAUCAUGACAGGAAAGGGUUCAGAUACUGGAAGGAUCCAGGAGCGUUUAACACAUACCUUACCCACGGCUCAUCCGGCCGAUUCCUUGCUUUCUGGUCAACUAUGGUUCAAGCUACCUUCGCUUAUCUCGGAACUGAGCUGGUUGGUGUAACUGUCGGUGAAGCUCAGAACCCUCGAAAGACGAUUCCCCGUGCUAUCAAGCUUACCUUCUACCGAAUUCUCUUCUUCUACUGUCUUAGCAUUCUCUUCCUCGGAAUGGUCGUGCCAUACAACCACCCAGACCUCCUCUUUGCAAACAAGUCUUCCAACAGCGCCAGUGCAUCUCCAUUCGUCGUGGCUAUCCAGAUCGCCGGAAUCAAGGUUCUUCCAUCCAUCUUCAACGCUUGUAUCCUUAUUUUCGUCUUCUCUGCCGCCAACUCCGAUCUCUACAUUGCAACCCGAACCAUCUAUGGUCUGGCUCGUGAAGGCAAAGCUCCCGCUAUACUUGCCAGAACCAACCGCAGCGGUGUCCCUAUCUACGCCCUUGCACUUUCCACCAUGUUUGCCUUGCUCGCAUACCUGAACGUCUCGGACGAUUCCAAGGUUGUGUUCGGCUACUUUGUGAACAUGGUUACCAUGUUCGGUCUUCUCUCCUGGAUCUCCAUCCUGGUAAUGCACAUCUACUUUGUGCGCGCUCGCAACGCCCAGAACGUUCCAGAGACAUCCCUUGCCUUCAAGGCACCAUUGGGCGUUCCUGGCUCUUAUGGUGCUCUCGCCUUCUGUAUCCUCAUUGGCCUCACCAAGAGUUUCAACGUCUUUGUCCACAGCCCUAAAACUUAUGGUAACCUCGACUAUAAAAACUUCAUCACCUCUUAUCUCGGUAUCCCCAUCUAUCUUAUCCUUCUCUUCGGAUACAAGUUCUACACCAAGACUUCUGGCGUCAAGGCUGCAGAGGCCGAUCUCUGGAGUGGAAAGGAUGAGAUCGAUCGUGAGGAGGCUGAGUUCCUGGCCCAGGAAGCUGUCAGGAGAGAGAAGCAGGGUGAUUCCGGCUGGUUCUACAGGACAUUCGUAUCCUGGCUAUUCUAG
This is a messenger RNA of Trichophyton rubrum CBS 118892, 1695 nucleotides long. RefSeq lists its product as uncharacterized. Gene Ontology annotation, molecular function: amino acid transmembrane transporter activity. The transcript has 4 exons. The record is from RefSeq and is a predicted model, not a curated record. Bases 1 to 1695 code for a protein of 564 amino acids. NCBI's taxonomy places the organism in Eukaryota, Fungi, Ascomycota, Eurotiomycetes, Onygenales, Arthrodermataceae. Gene Ontology annotation, biological process: amino acid transmembrane transport. Gene Ontology annotation, cellular component: membrane.